Messenger RNA from Aspergillus lentulus, 1131 nucleotides. RefSeq lists its product as uncharacterized. Gene Ontology annotation, molecular function: DNA binding; zinc ion binding; DNA-binding transcription factor activity, RNA polymerase II-specific. Gene Ontology annotation, biological process: DNA-templated transcription; regulation of DNA-templated transcription; response to xenobiotic stimulus. Lineage: Eukaryota; Fungi; Ascomycota; Eurotiomycetes; Eurotiales; Aspergillaceae. The record is from RefSeq and is a predicted model, not a curated record.
AUGCACCAGGAAAUGAAAGAGUUCAUGAACUCCAAGAUGCAUGUUGAUUCCCAUGCGUUGACGUACGGGGAUGGGUUUUCGGGGUCCCGUAAGCUCAAGGGGGCGCUUUGUCAUUUCUUGAAUCGCCACUUUCAUCCUCGAGUUGCGUUGUCUCACUCUCAGCUCACCAUUACUUCUGGUGUGAGCAAUGCAGUCGAGUGUUGUGCCUGGGCCCUGUCCGACCACGGGGACUAUAUCUUGAUUGGGCGUCCCUAUUUCAAUGCUUUCAAGCCUACGUUUGGAAUACGUGCUGGAGUUGGUCUUCUUGAGGUCAAAUUUGGAAUGACCGACCCAUUCAGUCUUGACGCAGUCCGAGAAUAUGAGAAAACAUAUGAGGAAGCGCGUAGUAGGGGCAUCCGUGUGAAGGCUCUCCUGUUGUGCUCGCCCCAUAAUCCGCUUGGUCGUUGCUAUUCUGAGGAUGUUUUGAGGGAGUACAUGAAGUUCUGUAAUAAACACAAGCUUCAUCUAAUAUCUGAUGAGAUCUACGCACUCUCGGUGUGGGAGAAUAAAGAUCUUCCUGGAGCGCCCAUUUUCAAGUCAGUGUUGUCUAUGGACAUCGACAAUAUCAUGGAUCCCAGUAUGGUUCAUGUAGUAUGGGGUUUAAGCAAAGACUUUGGAGCGACGGGUCUACGAAUUGGUUGCCUCAUUAGCCAGUCAAACAUGAGUCUUUUGGAGGCUGCAGAUGGAAUCAGUCUCUAUAACUUUCCGUCAAGCUUAGCAGACAGUAUUGCGGCUUCGAUUUUACUUGACGAUGAGUUCAGCAGCAAGUACAUUGCGACGAAUCAGCGCCGUUUAGGCGAGAGUUACCGUUUCGUGACCGACUUUCUUACGCUCCAUGAUAUUCCGUAUUACAAGUCCAAUGCCGCAAUUUUUGUUUGGAUGAACCUUGCAGCGGUCUUGAGAGAUAAGUCGAUCAAGGAUGCAGACAUCCUUAAGGAACUUCAAAGGCAGAAGGUAUAUAUUGCGGCGGGUUAUGCCUACGCAAGUGAGGAGGCAGGGUGGUUCCGGAUGGUGUUUGCCCAUUCCCAGAGUGUUCUUGAAGAAGGACUAAAUCGUAUGCUUCGGGCUCUACAUUGCUUGAAUUCAUAUUAG